AUGAGCGAGACGGGAGAGACACAAGGAGAGCAGAUUAUCCGUUACAUCGAAUUAUCCCUGGAACUUCUAUAUGACUUAGGUGGAAUCACCGAAACAGAACAGGCUUGGGUUAAUGAGAAUGCGCAAUUUUAUAGCGUAGUGGAUGGUAAAAUCAGUCAAUCGUCAAGUAACUGGCACCGAGGAAACACGGCAGAAUCCAACACUAGGUGCUCCAUCUUCAGCACUUUUGUCAAUGGUGGAGGGUGGCAGACGCAGGCACUGUCUUUCUUCGUGGGGAUGCCGGGUUUGGGAUUUGCUCUGUUCGUCAAUGGUGUCCUAGGUUUUGUCAUGGUGACAUGCACCAUGUAUGUGAUUGGUGAUCUCGACACCGUCCUGACAGCCAUCGCAGCAGGCGAAAGCCCAGUUCUGCUGAUCUUCCAACAAGCGGUGCGGUCCCAGACUGGCACUGUGUUGAUGUAUGUCAUUAUUCUCAUUAUGGCCGGUGCAUGUAUGAUUGGCUGCUUUGCAACUGCCUCGCGUAUGCUGUGGUCUUUUGCGCGCGAUCAUGGUGUUCCUUUCUCCGGCUGGUUGAGUAAGCUCUCCCGGGAAUCUGUCCCCCUUCGAUCCCUGGCAGUGAACUGCUUGAUCGCGAUGCUCUUGUCGUUGAUCCUGCUCGGCUCGUCCAUCGGAUUCUCUGAUCUUGUCAAUUUGACUGUUGCUUGCCUAUACUCAUCCUAUAUAUGUCCUGCUAACCCAGACCCCCCUAUUCACCCAAGCAGUCUCCAUUGGGGUCCCUGGAAGAUCCCUGAGCCGUUUGGCCUGCUCAAUAACAUUUUUGCCUGCUCGUACCUCGUCCUGGUGUUUUUCUGGAGUUUCUGGCCAACUGUCAAGGACGUGAAAGCGUCAACGAUGAAUUAUAAUGUUCUUAUUUACGGGGUUAUUGUUGUAUUCUCAAUGAGCUGGUACUUCGUUCGUGCCCGGCAUUACUACAAAGGACCGCUUGUCGAGACAGGCAUUUAG
Molecule: messenger RNA, 999 nt
Organism: Talaromyces stipitatus ATCC 10500
Lineage: Eukaryota; Fungi; Ascomycota; Eurotiomycetes; Eurotiales; Trichocomaceae
Product: amino acid transporter, putative
Exons: 6
Coding region: 1-999 (332 amino acids)
Biological process (GO): transmembrane transport
Cellular component (GO): membrane
Molecular function (GO): transmembrane transporter activity
Source: RefSeq, a predicted model, not a curated record